AUGAGCUGCCUGGAUGACAAGUUGACCUCCCACAGACCCCUCACUGGAACCCCAACUCAGCAGUGGGACCAGUUCAGCAGGGUAGUGAAGGCGGUAGCUCAGUCAAUACUCAAUCCAAAGAAGAGAGUCCACCAGGAUUGGUUUGAUGAAAAUGAUGUUACCAUCGCCCAGCUCCUGGACGACAAGCGGAAAGCGUUGACAGCAUGGCAGAAUGACUUGUCUUCCAACCCCAAGAGUGACCGCUUCAAGCACCUCCAGAGCCGUGCCCAGGCUGCUCUCCACCGCAUGCAGGAUGAGUGGUGGCAGAGGAAGGCAGAUGAGCCCCCAGGCCCUAGACCAGAUCCCUCAGAGACCAACAAUAGUCUCAACACCCCUCCCAGCCUAGAUGAGGUCAAGAAACCCAUCAGCCAGACCAGCUCUGGAAAAGUUCCAGGCAAGGAUGGGAUCCCUGCAGAGAUUUAUAAGGCUGUGGGACCAGUGGCUCUUGACACCUUCCACAGCAUUCUCUGCAGCAUCUGGGAGGAAGAUGAUAUGCCUCAGGAGUUUCAGGAUGCCACGAUUAUCUCCCUUUACAAAAACAAGGGCAGCAAGUCAGACUGUGGCAACUAUCAAGGCAUAUCUCUGCUGUCCAUCACUGGCAAGAUACUGGCAUGCAUCUUUCUUAACCGCGUGAUCACUACUGUUUCUGAGGAGAUCCUGCCCGAGGCACAGUGUGGAUUCCGGCCCUGUCAAAGCACUAUUGACAUGAACUUUGCAGUCCGCCAAGUCCAAGAAAAGUGCAGAGAACAGAAUAUGAAUUUGUUUGUAGUGUUCAUUGACUUGACCAAGGCUUUUGACACUGUCAACAGAGAGGCCUUGUGGACAAUUUUAAAGAAGCUGCGCUGCCCCAGGAGCCACGCUGUCAGAGAUCUUGAGGUGUACCUGAAAUACAGAAUGGAUGGAGAAUCUGCCUUACAGCACAUCAUCAACAAGUUUGCAGAGGCAUCCUGUCUUUUCGGGCUCACCAUCAGCCUGGGCAAGACAGAGGUGCUGUUCCAACCCAGUCCUCUUGCUGCAGGACACCAGCCCUCCAUUGUUAUUGAUGGAACUGUGGAGGCUGACGAUGUGCUGACAAAGGAAGAACAGAUGUACCUCAUCAUCAAUGCCAGGAACAAAUGUGAGAGCUUCAUCAAGUCCAGACACAUAACAGCUGAUGGUAACUGUGUCCCCGAGUGGGAUGGCUUUGUGUGUUGGCCUGAAGGAGCUCCAGGACAAACGGUGUCUGCUUCCUGUCCUGAGUACGUCUACGACUUCAACCACAAAGGCAAUGCCUACAGGAAGUGUGAUGUGAAUGGAAGUUGGGAAAUCACUGCAAAGAACAAGACUUGGGCAAAUUACAGCGAGUGUGCAAAGUUCCUCACACACUACAAUCAGAAUCAAGAAAGGGAAGUGUUUGACAGACUGUACCUCAUCUACACCAUUGGAUACUCCAUCUCAUUCAGCUCACUCAUGGUGGCCAUCGUUAUUCUCGGAUACUUCAGGCGUCUCCAUUGUACGAGGAAUUUUAUCCACAUGCACCUGUUCGUUUCAUUCAUGUUGCGAGCGGUGAGCAUCUUUGUUAAAGAUGUUGUUCUGUAUUCGGGAUCGAACCUUGAUGAAACUCAACGGAUCACAGUUGAGGAUCUGAAAUCCAUCACAGAGGCUCCGCCCACUGAGAAAACCAAGUUUAUCGGCUGUAAGAUCACCGUCACGCUCUUCCUGUACUUCCUUGCGACAAAUUAUUACUGGAUCCUGGUGGAAGGUCUUUAUCUCCACAGCCUCAUCUUCAUGACCUUCUUUUCUGACAGGAAGUACCUCUGGGGCUUCACUGUCAUUGGCUGGGGCGUUCCUGCCAUGUUCGUCACUGUUUGGGCGACUGUUCGAGCCACACUCGCUGACACAGAGUGCUGGGACCUGAGUGCUGGUAAUUUGAAAUGGAUAGUACAGAUCCCCAUUCUGACAGCCAUUGCAAUUAAUUUCCUGCUCUUCUUGAACAUCAUCCGAGUUUUGGCGACGAAGCUGAGAGAAAGUAACGCUGGCCGCUGUGACAGCAGACAGCAGUACAGGAAGCUGUUGAAGUCGACGCUGGUGUUGAUGCCGCUGUUCGGCGUUCACUACAUCGUGUUCAUGGCCAUGCCAUACACAGAAGUGUCUGGAGUGCCCUGGCAGAUUCAGAUGCACUGCGAGAUGCUCAUUAACUCCUUCCAGGGUUUCUUUGUUGCGAUUAUUUACUGCUUCUGUAACGGAGAGGUCCAGGCAGAGAUUAAGAAGUCAUGGAGCCGGAGGACGCUGGCGUUGGACUUUAAGCGUAAAGCACGCAGCGGUAGUAGCACGUACAGCUACGGGCCAAUGGUUUCCCACACCAGCGUGACCAACGUUACGUCACGGCAGCGUGACGCUGGCAUGCGGCUCACGCCUGCUAAUGCUAACGCUAGCACAAACGGGCACCGUAACCUUCCGGGCUAUGUGAAGAACGGCUCGGUGUCGGACCAGUCCAUCCCGUCAUCUGCUCACGAACUCCACAUGCAGGAGGACGAGCCAUCCAAGAUAGCAACAGAUGAAAAACCCACCCCGUUGAUCGAGGAAGAGCGGGAAACAGUCAUGUGACUUGCUGGAUGUUACAAAGAACCUCAGGAUCUGCUCUUGGAGGAGUUUCUCGGUUAGCAUGUUGCUAAAUAAG
This is a messenger RNA of Neoarius graeffei (lesser salmon catfish), 2698 nucleotides long. RefSeq names its product parathyroid hormone 1 receptor (gene pth1r). Lineage: Eukaryota; Metazoa; Chordata; Actinopteri; Siluriformes; Ariidae. Gene Ontology annotation, cellular component: plasma membrane. The transcript has 16 exons. Gene Ontology annotation, molecular function: peptide hormone binding; G protein-coupled peptide receptor activity; parathyroid hormone receptor activity. Gene Ontology annotation, biological process: intracellular calcium ion homeostasis; cell surface receptor signaling pathway; adenylate cyclase-activating G protein-coupled receptor signaling pathway. The coding region runs from base 1 to 2625 and encodes 874 amino acids. The record is from RefSeq and is a predicted model, not a curated record.